Trematosphaeria pertusa is the source of this 2362-nucleotide messenger RNA. RefSeq lists its product as uncharacterized. Gene Ontology annotation, cellular component: P-body. The record is from RefSeq and is a predicted model, not a curated record. Gene Ontology annotation, molecular function: translation repressor activity; protein binding; mRNA binding. Lineage: Eukaryota; Fungi; Ascomycota; Dothideomycetes; Pleosporales; Trematosphaeriaceae. Gene Ontology annotation, biological process: nuclear-transcribed mRNA poly(A) tail shortening; regulation of mRNA stability. Bases 399 to 2219 code for a protein of 606 amino acids. The transcript has 4 exons.
CGGCCAUUGGGCGAGCCGAACACCAACGGCCUUUCGAGACCUGCAGGUCACCUUCUUCGCCUUCUCUCUUCACCUUCACCUCCUCAGUGAGCCAGCACGUCUCUCCUCUUCCUCUUCCCCUGCCCCUCUUCCUUUCCUUCGUUGUACUUUGGUAUUUUACGGGCUCCCCUUCUUAUUGCCGUGCCUCCCCGUGCUGCUUUCCGGUAUCUAUCGCCUGCUGCACCUCAGCCUGCGCGCCGCCCGUCCCCUGACCCACCUCGCAAUCGAGCUCCUUUGAGGCCAGCGGGACUGCAGGAGACCUCGAUCGCACGCAUACACAGACAAGAUUCGCACCAUCUGCCAGUUUACUAAUCAAUUUCGGCCACGCAAGCCUUCGAGAGACAAGUAUAACCGACACCAUGUCCAACAUCGCCGCGAACCGAAACAGCACCCCCGAAGGCUCCAGCUCGCUGCGCCCGCCCAACUCGCGCAACACCAUCGGCGCCGGCCACCAUCUGCGAGCAUCCGCCGACAUGGGCGGCUUCUCCUCCCCGCUUGCCAACCGCGGCAUUCGCCCCGCGUCCGAGGUCUACUUUGGCCGCAAUAGCACGAACUCGGGCAACCCGGACGAGAUGGAGCGCGCCGCUCAGCAAUGGCUGGCAGACAUCGACCAGUACGAGGUGACGCUCGAGGAGAUGGCGACAGCCACCCUCGACCAGGACUUCAAGGAUGAGCUCAGCGCCAUCGAGCAGUGGUUCCGCGUGCUCAGCGAGGCCGAGAGGACCGCCGCCCUGUACGCCCUGCUCCAGCAGACGACCCAGGUGCAGAUCAGGUUCUUCAUCCAGGUCCUGCAGCAGAUGUCGAAGAGCCUCCCUAUGUCCGGCGUGCUGUCUCCGGCCAAUUUCGGAGAGAAGGAUCCGAUGACGCAGAAACUGAGUGACGCCAUGAGCAAGCUCAGCACCGGCGAGAACCGCAACUCGAUGGGGAUCGGCCGCCCUCCACCAUCCCCCAGUGCGAAGCGCAACUCCGGCUUGGACCCUUCCACCAUCAACCGCAUGUUCCCCGAUGCCGCCGCCGCCAUCGCUAAGCAGAAGGCUGAGUUCACUGACAUCACCGGCUUGGCCCCCGCCUCGAACCGCACCAGCCUUGUGGGCGACCGCAGCUCCUUGGCCGCGCCUACGAUCUCGGCGCCGGAAGAUAAGAAGGAGAAUACCGUCCCGGCAUCCCCGUGGGGCGAAGGCCAGCAGCGCCCGAAGUCAUCUGGCCAGCACCAGCCCAUGGGCCAGUUCUCCCAACCGCCCCCAUCUGCAGGACUUCGCUCUCCACGUCUGCCGCUUUCUGGCGACGGCGGAAACGUGCAGACGACUACACUCAAUGCGCCAGAACAGAAUGCGAACAUGCCUAUGUUGUCGCCAUCUUAUGCUGCCGGAGGCAGCUGGGCGUCACAAUUGAGCACCCCUAUGAUGGGCAACUUCAACCAGAGCCAGACCCAGGCUGACAUGGUUGCCAAUGCUACAGCCAUGAAACUGGCUGCUCUUUCUACCGUCAAUAACCGUAUCCAACUGGAUGAUGUCCGCAAGUACCGUCGCGCUAGGUCUACCGAGGGCCAAGGAGCUGGAAAUGCUCCCUUGUCCCCAGGUCUUCCUGGGGUUGGGAAUACCAACUUCGUCAUGACCAACGAGCUGGGUCAGGUUCUGACCCCGCAGCAAGCGGCGGCCCUCCAGGCGCAGCAGCUUGCUGCUAUGCAGGGACGUCGUUCUCGCCCCAACUCCCCUGGCCUCGCUAUGCAGGGCGGGGGCUUGGGAGCCAUGAACUUCACCUCGCCGCAGAACAACGGAUUCUUGACAGCCGAUUACGGAACCUCCCCGCUCGUUAACAACGGCUUGGCUGGAUUAAACCUCAGCCAAUUCGGCAUCGGUGUUGGUGACGGCCAUCCAGGCUACAUCUCCGACCAUUCCGAGAUCAAUCGCGGCAGAUCUCCCCGAGGCCGACGCGGAAGCUCAAAGCCUCCGGAGGAUCCGACUGAUCCCAGCCUUCUCAACGACAUCCCAAGCUGGCUUAGGAGUCUCCGACUGCACAAGUACACCGAUAACCUCAAAGACCUGAAAUGGCAGGAGCUCGUCGAGCUGGACGACGAGGGCUUGGAGAAGCGCGGGGUCAACGCCCUUGGCGCGCGCAGGAAGAUGUUGAAGGUCUUCGAUCAGGUCAGGGAGGCUAAGGAACAUGGCAAGCUUCGAUAGACUUGCGCCACGCCUUCUAUUGUCGAUUUCAAGCAGCAAAAUUGUCCGCGCGCAUAGAUCCACGAUACACGGUCGACAACCUGCUAACCAGUUACACAUGUCGCCAUCUUCACAUCUCCAGCCCUGUUAUAUGAUGUUCAAUG